AUGGCGCUGCGGGCUGCACAACUCUUCUCUCCGCGGCUCUUGCUCGCCACGGCUUGUCUUUUGCUUGCUAGUGAACCCCAGUCGGUUCUCUCUUGUCCGAGUCGGUGUUUAUGUUUUCGAACCACUGUGCGAUGUAUGCAUCUGAAUCUGGAAACAGUACCAGCUGUCUCACCGCAGACCACCAUUCUGGACUUGAGAUUCAAUAAAAUCAAGGAUUUUCAACCAGGAUCUUUCAGCCGAUUAAAGAACCUCAACACACUCCUCCUCAACAACAAUCAUAUACGAAGAAUCCCCAGAGGAGCAUUUGAAGACCUUGAAAACCUCAAAUAUCUCUAUUUGUACAAGAAUGAAAUCCAAUCAAUUGACAGACAAGCAUUUAAGGGGCUUGUCUCUCUUGAGCAACUGUAUCUGCACUUCAACAACAUAGACUCAUUGGAACCUGAAUCAUUCAGUCAUCUACCAAAGCUUGAACGAUUGUUUUUGCACAACAACAGAAUCACCCAGCUGGUCCCAGGAACCUUCUCUAAUCUGCAGGCUAUGAAACGACUGCGCCUGGAUUCCAAUUCAUUGAACUGUGACUGUGAGUUGCUGUGGCUGGCGGACCUUCUGAAACAGUAUGCAGAAUCAGGAAAUGCCCAAGCUGCUGCCACGUGCGACUACCCGAUCCGCUUGCAGGGAAGAUCAGUGGCCACACUAACAGCUGAGGAGCUCAGCUGCGAGGUGCCCAGGAUCACUUCAGAGCCUCAGGAUGUGGAUGUUAUAUCUGGGAACACGGUCUACUUCACCUGCAGGGCUGAGGGAAACCCUAAACCACAGAUCAUCUGGCUCCGCAAUAACAAUGCUCUUAACAUGCGGGAUGACAGCCGCCUGAACCUGCUAGAGGAUGGUACACUGAUGAUUCAGAACACAAGAGAAACCGACCAGGGAGUCUAUCAGUGUAUGGCCAAAAAUGUGGCUGGGGAGGUCAAGACCUCUGAGGUUACGCUGCGAUAUUUUGGAACACCUUCACGGCCAAGUUUUGUCAUCCAGCCCCAAAACACAGAAGUUCUGGUGGGUGAGAGUGUGACUUUGGAGUGCAGUGCCACAGGCCAGCCACAACCCCGAAUUUCUUGGACAAAGGCGGACCUGACGCCACUGCCAAACGACGCUCGCAUUAACAUCACUCCCUCUGGAGGGCUUUAUAUUCAGAAUGUGGUCCAGGCUGAUGGAGGGCAGUACACCUGUUUUGCCUCCAAUAAUGUUGAUACAAUUCAGGCGGCAGCUUAUAUCAUUGUUCAAGCAACCCCCCAGCUCACGGUCACACCACAGGAUCAAUCAGUCCUGGAAGGCCACUCUGUGGAUUUUCAAUGCGAGGCAACAGGUUAUCCCCAGCCAGUUAUUGACUGGACUCGAGGGGGCAACCCAUUACCUCUGGGCCGCCGAUACUCGAUUUUGUCUUCUGGAACUCUCCGAAUCACUCGGGUGGAGGUUAACGAUGAGGGGCAAUAUGAGUGCCAGGCUGCCAACCCAGUAGGGACUGUCCGCACCACCGUACAGCUCAGCAUCCAGCAAAGAGUAACGCCUGCUUUCACAAAUACUCCAAGAGACAUGACAGUAGAAUCUGGUCAGGACGUCCAGAUUCCUUGCAGCGCUCAGGGUCAUCCACAACCUAUCCUUACCUGGAACAAGGAUGGCUUACAGGUUACAGAGAGUGGUAAAUUCCACAUCAGCCCUGAUGGGUAUUUAGAAGUAAAGGAUGUCGGCACGGCUGAUGGAGGCCGCUAUGAGUGCGUAGCCCGCAAUGCCAUUGGUUAUGAGGUUACUAGCAUGGUGCUAACCGUCACAGUUCCAGCAGUGAGCAGACAGGGAGACACCUUCGUGACCACUUCCCUAGAGCAGGCGAUCCGUAAUGUUGACAGCGCUAUUGAGUCUACAAGGAGACGUUUGUUUGAUGGUCAGCCUCGUACCCCAGGAGAGCUUCUUGCACUUUUCCGUUACCCACGUGAUCCUUACACAGUGGAGCAGGCUCGUGCUGGCGAGAUUUUUGAGCAGACUCUGCUUCUCAUCCAGAGCCAUGUCAACCAAGGUCUCAUGUUCGACACCAGCGGCACUGAGUUUCGCUACAAUGACCUGGUAUCCCCACACUUUCUGGACGUUAUCGCCAACCUUUCUGGCUGCACAGCCCAUCGCCGCAUCAACAAUUGUUCUGACAUUUGCUUCCACCAAAAGUACCGCACUCAUGAUGGCACCUGUAACAACCUGCAGCACGCCAUGUGGGGUGCCUCACUAAUCCCUUUUGAACGACUCCUGAGAUCAGUCUACGAUAACGGCUUUAAUCUUCCAAGAGGAGCCACUGGGCAGCCACAAAACAACUACAGGUUGCCUCUGCCGAGGUUGGUGUCCACCACUAUGAUCGGAACAGAGUCCAUCACGCCAGAUGAUCAAUACACUCACAUGCUAAUGCAGUGGGGUCAGUUUCUCGAUCACGACUUGGACGCAACUGUGGCGGCCCUCAGCCAGUCACGUUUCUCCGACGGACAGCUGUGCACUCAGGUCUGCACCAAUGACCCGCCAUGUUUCCCAAUCCUGUUCCCACCCAACGAUCCACGGCAGCUGAGAAGCGGUGCCCGCUGCAUGUUCUUUGUGCGCUCUAGUCCUGUGUGCGGCAGUGGGAUGACAUCUCUGCUCAUGAAUAGCGUGUACCCCAGAGAGCAAAUCAACCAGCUCACCGCUUACAUCGACGCCUCAAACGUCUAUGGUAGUUCACGUCAUGAAUCUGAGGAGAUCCGCGACUUGGCCAGCCAACGGGGUUUGCUGCGACAGGGAAUUAUCCAGCGGACCGGGAAGCCUCUACUGCCUUUUGCUACGGGACCUCCCACCGAGUGUAUGAAGGAUGAAAAUGAAAGUCCGAUUCCCUGUUUCUUGGCUGGGGACCACCGUGCCAACGAACAGCUGGCACUUACUGCCAUGCACACAGUAUGGUUCAGGGAACACAACCGGAUAGCCACAGAGUUACUCAGGCUGAAUCCCCAUUGGGAUGGGGACACAAUCUACCAUGAGGCCAGGAAGAUAGUAGGAGCCCAGAUGCAACACAUCACAUAUAGUCACUGGUUGCCAAAGAUCCUAGGAGAGGCUGGCAUGAAGAUGAUGGGGCCGUACACAGGUUAUGACCCCAAUAUUAACGCGGGCAUCCUCAAUGCUUUCGCCACUGCGGCGUUCCGCUUCGGACACACCCUCAUUAACCCGAUACUCUACAGGUUAGAUGAGGACUUCCAGCCUAUCACCCAGGGUCACAUCUCCCUGCAUCAGGCCUUCUUCUCGCCCUUUCGCAUCGUGAACGAGGGUGGCAUUGACCCAUUGCUCCGCGGGCUCUUUGGCGUGGCGGGUAAAAUGCGGGUCUCCUCACAACUGCUCAAUACAGAGCUGACUGAAAAGUUGUUCUCUAUGGCCCACGCUGUGGCCUUGGACCUGGCAGCCAUGAACAUACAGAGAGGAAGAGAUCAUGGCAUACCGCCGUAUAAUGAUUACAGGACCUUUUGCAACCUGACUUUGGCUCAGACAUUCGAGGAUUUGAGGAACGAGAUUAAGAAUCCUACUGUCAGGGAGAAGCUAGAGAGGCUUUAUGGAACUCCUCUGAACGUCGACUUGUUCCCCGCCCUAAUGGCAGAAGACCUGGUUCCUGGCAGUAGGCUUGGGCCUACCCUCAUGUGUCUGCUGGCAUCUCAGUUCAAACGCCUUCGAGAUGGAGACAGGUUCUGGUAUGAAAACCCAGGAGUGUUCACGCCUGCGCAGCUGACUCAACUGAAGCAAGCCUCUCUGUCUCGGGUGCUAUGUGACAACGGAGAUAACAUCACACGUGUGCAGCAUGAUGUCUUCAGGGUGGCAGAAGCGCCCCAUGGCUACAGCAGCUGUGAAAAUAUCCCGCAGGUCGACCUGCGCAUGUGGCAAGACUGCUGUGAAGACUGCAGGACCAAAGGUCAGUUCAACGCGCUGUCUUACCACUUUAGAGGGCGCAGGUCAGCUGAUCACAGUUACAGAGACAGCAAACCUGCUGACGGCAUCAACAGUGUCACGGAAGAAUCCAAAAUAAGCUUAGUCAAUGUUACUAUGACCUCCAAAAAAAGCACUGAUCCCCCAGUUAGUGAAUUCCAGGACUUUGUUCACGAUAUGCAGAAGACGAUCACAAGCUUACGCAAACAGAUAAAACGACUGGAGGCUCGUCUGAGCAAGACUGACUGCACUGACACUAACGGGCGUGAGCGGACAGAUGGAGAGAAGUGGCAACAGGACCCGUGCACUCAAUGUGAAUGCAAAAACACCAGAGUCACCUGUUUUGUCCGGUCUUGUCUGCCUGCGCCGUGCAAACACCCCGUCAAGCGAAAAGGCGCCUGCUGCCCCGUGUGCUUGGAUUUAGCCAAGUGGCAAAAAGCAGAGCGCAACCAUGAGUAAUCGUCAGGACCUCCCGCCAAUCACACUCUAGUGUCUGAAACACUCAGACUUCCACUGAGAGGAGGAGACUCGUGAAUGUGUCUGUGGCCACCAGUUGCCUCGAUACACCCAAUAGCCUCAUUUUUUUUUUUUUUAAUCAUCAGGGGAGAGGGUCAUGUUUUGUUAUUUUUGGAUCGUUGCUCCCUCUGGGACUAAAUGGAUUCAUCUCUGCUCCCUGUGGCCUCUGCAGUGCAACAAUUUAGUCCCUGUGUGUGCCCCCCCCUUGGCAUCAAAUCACAGGGCCAGUGUCCAUCAGGCCGCAGGAAAGGGAAGUAGAUUGAUAGGAGGCCGGCCAGUGUUUUUCUCAGGUUAGAGAUGCCGAAAACUGGUGCUAUUUUACCCCUUUUGAAUGAAUUAAUCACUAAAUACCUUCAAAGUAUUGUCUUUUGUAUGCGAACCAACCUAUAUCCAUUUGAUAUUUGCCUUUUUUAUGCUAAAUCACAAUUGAAAAAAAUCAUUUCAUACAAAGUAAAAGAGGUUUUAUAAAUAGUUAGAUCAUUUUUUAAUCGAUGGUGCUUUUUCUGUAACGUUUUAACAAUGUUUUUUUGUUUUUGUUUGGUUUUUUUUUUUUUAAUCCAAAUGAACAUAAUGUGAAGCCCUAUGAAAAUUUUUAAUGCAAAAAAAAUGUCUACUGAUUCCUGCUCCUAAAUAUCUCAGCCACGUUGCGACAUCAUGUCUGUCCCAGUAUUGUCCUCAAUCUGCAAAACCAAACGUUAGUAACAUCUAGAAUAUAUCAAUGAAACUGCAUUAGAGGUGAGGUUUCAUCUGUGGUGCACACAUUUCACACGAUUGAAGGACUGCAAUGAUUACUGUUGACUUUUUUUGCCUGCCAUGGACCUGCAGCACUGGAUUGCAUGCAUUGUUGUCAAACAUCUACAUACGUUGUCUUUAGCCAAAAUUUACACAAAAUGUUUGAUGUUGUCAUUUCAGGAGUAGCCUGGCCCUUAUGAGGGUCCUCUUUAGUAGAGACAUUUGCCAUACCUGUUUAAUUGCCAAACUUUGUUCAGAGGCGUUACGUCAUUUAGCUGUGCACGCUGCAGAGCGCAGGUUUCUCUAACCCUCUGACCCUCAUUCCGCUGUAAUGGAAGCCAUAUGAGAGUUGGAAAGUAAUCUCGGGGAGAGGUUGCUGAACGUUGGGGUACAGACAAUCAAAGCACAUUUCCUACAAAGUGUUUUCGCAUGCAACUUGACACAUUUCACUGCUCAUAGAUAGCUGCAAUUUAAAGCACUGGCUCACUUAUGUAAUAUAAAUCAUGUUUUUUUGCCUUCCUGUUUUGUGACAAGCAGUCAGUGUUCCCCCUUCUUUGUUUUCUUUAUGCGGUAACGUCCUGAGCAAGCAUCUGUCACUAUACCAAAAUACUGUCUGGAAUUUUCCAUUGAGGACGGGUUUUUUAAUGUUUUACAUUAAACUCUUAUGUUCAAAAUUCUCGCCUUGCCUGCACCAUCAACUAGUCCAUUGUCCUCAAACUUGUGUACUCUUUCCUGAAUGUAGUGUUCUCAUGAAUAUCUCUAACAUGAAUGCAUGUCCUGAGCUCAUGAAAGGCAAAAUGCAAUUUGACCCCAGCUCUAAGGUUGGGUGUUAUAGCACUGUGAGGUCUGUUACCUGGGGAAGUGUGUUUUAGUUGUCUUCACAGUUACUUGCCCCUUUCCCCUCUUAAAUCAUUCCCAAGUGUCAAUGGAAUGCACUGCUUGCAAGACUGAACAUGCCUUACCGACACUGUCCCUUGACAUUUGAAAUUGUAUUGUUAUGUUCGCCAAAGAAUGGUUUGCACUGUAAUGUAUGCCUCUCAACAGUAAUAAAAAUAAGCCACAUUUGUUUUAUAUACAUACACAAUUCGUCUUUUUUUAAUAAUACAAUGAAGCUGCUUGACAAUGCUGAAGAUCACACGUCCCAGACCUCAGCGC
Molecule: messenger RNA, 6372 nt
Organism: Corythoichthys intestinalis (scribbled pipefish)
Lineage: Eukaryota; Metazoa; Chordata; Actinopteri; Syngnathiformes; Syngnathidae
Product: peroxidasin
Exons: 23
Coding region: 1-4428 (1475 amino acids)
Biological process (GO): response to oxidative stress
Molecular function (GO): peroxidase activity; heme binding; protein binding
Source: RefSeq, a predicted model, not a curated record